GGAGUGGAAUGUCCAGCCGGUGAAAUGUCCGGUCACCGUCUGCGGAGAUAUUCAUGGGCAGUUCUACGAUCUGAUCGAGCUUUUUAGGAUAGGCGGCAAAUCUCCUGAUACCAACUACCUUUUCAUGGGAGAUUACGUUGGUGAGUUUCGGAUAUCCUAUCUCGGAUUUUCAAGAUUUUGACGGUUGUAUUUAGUAGGGUACUAAAUGUUGGAGCUGUGUACAUAAUAGGUAAGAGAACUGUGUGCAGUGGUUUGGAUUUGCUGAGUUCAUAUGAGAAAUGAUCCCUUGGAUUGAUGUGAAUAUAUUCAUCUUUGUAAUGUAAAGUUGAUAGUGUGAAAGAAGAUGACAACUUAGAAAAUAAGAACUUCUGAAAGUUUCAGAAGUGUAAUUUUCCAGAAUUGGAAUGUGAUAACUUUUUUUAUUCCAUGUACAUCUAUGCUGUGAGUGGGAGCUCCUAUGAGGAUGCAAGCAUGUUAUGGCUAAAAGUUGAGGAUGCUUUAGACGGACUACCACUGAGUAUCCUGCUAUUAUUCUACAUUUCCACUUCUGGACACGAUUAUAAGUAAAACUCUAUGUCUGCAGUCUGCCUAACAUGUCAAUCUCCGUUUUUGUGCUUCGAAGGAUAACAUACAGUGUUUGGAUGAUGGCCUGGUACUGUGACUUAUGGCAGGAUGUUUACACCGUGGAUGAGUUGAAUGAUGUAUCUUCAUAAACAAGGCACUAAUUUUACUCUGAGCAGGCAAUGUUUGACCAAGAAACAUGAUUGUUAAAUAUUUUGCUAUGAUUCCAUCAUUUGGUUGUGUACUGCUGACCUUGAUGUGUAUGUCUCAAGACCGUGGAUACUAUUCAGUGGAGACUGUUACACUUUUAGUUGCUCUGAAAGUACGCUACAGAGAUAGGAUUACUAUUCUUAGGGGAAAUCAUGAAAGCCGGCAAAUCACCCAAGUUUAUGGUUUCUAUGAUGAAUGCUUGAGGAAGUACGGAAAUGCAAACGUAUGGAAGUUUUUCACUGAUCUCUUUGAUUAUCUACCUCUGACAGCACUUAUUGAGAGUCAGAUAUUCUGUUUGCAUGGAGGACUUUCACCAUCUCUGGAUACCCUUGAUAAUAUCCGAGCUCUGGAUCGUAUACAAGAGGUCCCCCAUGAAGGUCCAAUGUGUGAUCUGUUAUGGUCAGACCCGGAUGAUCGGUGUGGCUGGGGAAUAUCUCCCAGAGGAGCUGGCUACACCUUCGGACAAGAUAUAGCUUCUCAGUUCAACCACACCAAUGGGCUCACACUCAUUUCAAGAGCUCAUCAGCUUGUUAUGGAGGGUUAUAACUGGUGUCAGGAUAAGAAUGUGGUGACGGUAUUUAGCGCUCCAAACUAUUGUUACCGGUGUGGCAACAUGGCUGCCAUUCUAGAAGUCGGGGAAAACAUGGAACAAAAUUUCCUUCAGUUUGAUCCUGCUCCUCGGCAGAUUGAGCCGGACACUACAAGGAAGACUCCAGAUUAUUUUUUGUGAUUAUCAUCUUUGUUAGUCCUUGCCGUGUCAUUGUUUGUAGUUUUCAGUGUUAAUGCCAACUUGUAGAGCUAGCUAUUUACAAGUUUUCCUUGAGUUCUGUUAAUUCUCAUACCCAUAUAAACUCCUUGUUGUUGUUGUUUUGCUUU
Ipomoea triloba (trilobed morning glory) is the source of this 1647-nucleotide messenger RNA. Its product is annotated as serine/threonine-protein phosphatase PP2A catalytic subunit-like. The transcript has 6 exons. NCBI's taxonomy places the organism in Eukaryota, Viridiplantae, Streptophyta, Magnoliopsida, Solanales, Convolvulaceae. Gene Ontology annotation, molecular function: protein serine/threonine phosphatase activity. The coding region runs from base 761 to 1501 and encodes 246 amino acids. Gene Ontology annotation, cellular component: cytoplasm; cytosol. Gene Ontology annotation, biological process: mitotic cell cycle; peptidyl-serine dephosphorylation. The record is from RefSeq and is a predicted model, not a curated record.